Malania oleifera is the source of this 1640-nucleotide messenger RNA. RefSeq names its product heterogeneous nuclear ribonucleoprotein 1-like. Gene Ontology annotation, molecular function: RNA binding. The record is from RefSeq and is a predicted model, not a curated record. The transcript has 2 exons. NCBI's taxonomy places the organism in Eukaryota, Viridiplantae, Streptophyta, Magnoliopsida, Santalales, Ximeniaceae. Bases 199 to 1386 code for a protein of 395 amino acids.
ACGCACUUUAACCAAUUAUUUUUUGAGGUAACUCAAAGUCCACAUCCUCACUCUCUCCGCUUUCACUUUCCUUCCGUCUCUUUUCCUGUAAUAUGCGUUUUCCGGGGUUUUCUGUGGAAACCCUAGAAAAUUAGGGUUCUCGCCGAGAUUAGGGUUUUUGGGGCUUCUUCCUAUUAGGGUUUUUGGGUUUCAAUCGCCAUGGAUUCUGAUCAAGCGAAGUUGUUUGUGGGAGGAAUUUCGUGGGAGACGAGUGAAGACAGCCUCAGGGAUCACUUCAACAAGUACGGGAAUGUUCUGGGUUCUGUGAUCGCCAGGGAUCGUAACACGGGCAGUCCCAGGGGCUUUGGGUUUGUUUGGUUCUCUGACCCCUCUUCCGCGGAUAGAGCUCUUCAAGACAAGCAUGUGGUUGUAGGGAGAACGGUAGAAGUAAAAAAGGCAAUACCCAGAAGUGAACAACACCAGAACCAACACCCUCACCACUCCGACAGACCACAGGGUAGAGGAUUGAAUAGGAACAGUAGCAACGUUAGUAGUAAUAACCAGUUCAAGACUAAAAAGAUUUUUGUUGGGGGUUUAGCUGCCAGUCUAACUGAGGAAGAAUUUAGGAAUUACUUUGAAAGGUUUGGUAGAAUUAUGGAUGUAGUCGUGAUGCACGAUAGCACUACCCACCGACCAAGGGGCUUUGGUUUCAUAACUUUUGAUUCGGAGGAUUCUGUUGAGAAUGUUAUGCAGAAGAACUUUCAUGAGUUGAAUGGUAAGUCUGUGGAGGUCAAGAGGGCUGUGCCAAAAGAGGGGAAUAAUAAUAGCAACAACAGUUAUAAUACGAGAAUGGUUGGCAGUAGAGGUUCUCCCUAUAAUGGCUAUCAACACGGGACAUACCCACCUUACAGUCCUACAUAUGGAGUUUUCUCUGGUUAUGCACCUCUUUCGGGCUACAACGGUGUUGGAGGCUAUCUUUACGGAGCAGGAGCUUAUGGUGGUGGGUACCUGAUGGGGGGCUAUGGUGGAAUUGGCUAUGGGAUGGCUGCACAUGCCCCUCGGAGUCCUUGGAGUGGCCCAGGAAUGGUAGGAGCCAGGGGAUAUCCACUACCUUAUGGCAGUACUGCAAUCCAACCUGCCAGCAUGAAUGGUGGUUUUGGAAUAAUGGGUGUAGGUUUUGGUGGAUAUAAUGGGAUUUUGAGGCCUGGAUCAGAUGGGAAAUUGAAUCAGGUUGCUAGUGGUGAUUUAGGCCUGCCAGCAGAUGCGAGGUUGCCCCAGACAGAUGGGGGAAGGUCUGACGUUCAUUCUUCAGCUUCAAUGGGAAGCAUUAGUGCUGCCUAUAGCAUCCAGAAUCAAAGAAGCCUUGAAGGUCAAGUUAGGCCUUGUCCUGUUGCUAAUUCCAGUUGACUACAUUACACCACAUCCACGGGCAAUUGGGAGAAUAGUAAAUUGCUGAUUAAUGGGGCUAGGGCUGAUAACAUUGUUCAAAUUGCUGUUUCUUUUCUUCUUUCUGUGCUUGUCAUCUUAUGUUUCAAUGAUUUGUCAAUACAGGAUUGGAACUUUUGUAAUAUAAUUUUUUUUAAUUCGGACAUGUGUUGUGUUUUCCCCUUUCAAUAAAGCCACGAGCACUGAUGGAAUGGGAAGUCAUAUUGCACCCGAAA